AUGUCUAAAGUGCUCAGUUCCUUCCUUCAUGGCCAUGAAGCCACUUCAGCCGACAAAGAGAACAGGAUGGCAGUUGGAAUUACAGGCUACAAGCCCAUCCACAACUGCAAUUCAAGCAUCCCUUUUAACUUUUACAACUGCGUCAAUGUGCAAAAUAAUUCACAAUAAUCUUAGCAGAAGUGGUUAAAGCCGUUUAAAUUAUUUUCACUUAUUCAAUCAGUGUAAAUUUGACGAACUUGAUGUGUUUUGAUCGUUGCGUUUUAUAAUUUAUUCAGAACAACAUACGCAGGAUUUGAGAGUUUUUGAUAGGUAUGUGUCAAGUCAUGAAAUCAGUUAAAGCAGAAAUUAUCUGAGCUCUCGUUGAGCUUUACAUUCCCACACCAGUGGGCCUCGCAUGAAGUUUUUCUCCCUAAUUUUUUAACUAGUGUAAUCAGGAGCCCAUAAGUUGGAGUGAGCAACUCCCACACUGGGCCUAUGUCCAGGCGUUUCAUGUUGUUUACUGAACUCAUUUAGUUGUUAUUGAACUAUUGUCUAUUCAUUAAACUACACUACUAACCUAGCCCUUACCCCUGUCAACAAUUUUCUUUUCUUUUUCAAUUUCUUGAACGUUUGUUUUAAUAUUGCUCAUGCAAUACAUUUACAGUUGACCUUUAAAAACCAAAUUAAGUAAUUACACAUUUGAACAAUAAUGCCUGAACUAUCAGAAUCGAGUAUACGUGCUAUGUUACAUACUUUGACAUACUUUCUGGCCUUUCUCCAUUUAGUUUGCUUUUCGGUUACCAUCAAAACAUACAAAGGUGUGUACAGCAUGUUCAUGGUAGAGGGUGCCAGGCAUUAUACAAACGUGUAGGAGACUUUGGAUCUUUUAUUAUGUUUAGUAUCAACUACAAGUGUUUCACAUGUCAAACGUUUUCUAGUUCUCUCCAUUUUUAAGCAAUAUUUUCAUUCUAGAGGAUUCCCAAGACAGGAAACCACAGCCACACACAGAGCGAGCUUAUCGUACAAAGAAAUUCACCUGACAGGUUUGAUUUUUCAAAAAAAAAAAACAAAAUGAUAACACUGGCACGGUUGAACUGCUGAAUAUAAAGCAUUCACUGGAGAUAAAGUCAAGAUGAUAAGGGGAACAAGCAUAGAUUGGUUUUCCUUCGGUAAUUGAGAUGGUUAGAGGAGUCUGGGUGGAAUAAUUUCAGUCUUCUUGUCUUUUAGCAAUGCAAACAGUUGGCAGACAAGGUAUACCUUUUCCCCAGAUUCUUAUUCUGGCGUCAUCACUCCGUGGGACAACUGUUCCUUUGUUGGUAGAGCGAUUUUCAAGUAAGGAAAAAUUCAUAAAAAACCUGUAAUGUUAAAUUGUAAUAAAUCCAAGUAUUUUUUGCGAUUUGUCUUUAACACAGUGUUCAAUUUUCCAAUUAAAGUUGUAAUGUAUUUUUCAGGAUGGUUAACGCAGAAUGAACUCAAAGAGGCAAUAACAAAAAGCCACCCAAACCCUUCAUUCGUUUUUUUGAGGGUUAGUACACAUACAUGUCGAAUUUUAUGUUACCCAUCCAUUGGUUUGACUAUUUAUAAAGGAAAAAGAGGGAAAAACAGUUAUCCACAAAGAAGAGAGAACAUCCAGAAAGGAUUGUAACUCACAAGGUACCAGACUUCAGCUAAGCUUCCGUUUCCAGAUUUCUCAUAUGGUAUUGGGAAUCACGCCAAAAGGGCAAAAAAGGCUUUUGAUCAGGUAGAGUGUGACAGUAGGGUAGGAUGAUAAAUAUCUGUGAAAUCUUUAAUCAACUAUAAUAAAUAUCAUUAUUUGAAAAGUAUUUUUCAUUUUAAUGUUGAACAUGACCCUAUCACAAAGACAAUCUCUGUGCUUCUAAUCACAUUUCCCAUCCCAUUAAAUGUCUGCUGGUCUCAAGCCGGUAUUUAAUAGAAUGUUCGCCAUCCUUACUUUGGGUAGUGUGUUACUUUAGACAGGAAGGCCUUCUACUUUUAUAUACUGACCUCUCUUCUGCAUUUUCUUCAGCAUGAGCUAAAAAUCAAUUACCUACAUAGUGUAUAUGUUUAUAUUUUUGCACAUUAUUUCAGUAUUCUCAGUCUGUAUUAUAUAAUAUAUAUUGCCAGGUUUGAAGGCAUUUGGCUUUAUGCUGAUUAUAACAAUUAUUGCUUGUUCAUUUGGCCUGUUAUUUGCAUCUCAACUGCCACUGUGGUAGACUUGUCUAAUGAUGGAGGUGACCAGGUAUGCAAACCAAAUUUGACUAGUGCGAACCAGCUACUUAUUAGUGAUGAGUCAGGGAUUCCAACUUUGGUAUAGCCUUGGUGGCCACGAAAAUGGUGUACUGGUGACCAAAAGUACAUGAUGCUAGUAUAUCUUUCAUGUUAACGCAAGUACAGUUCCAUGCACAAACCAUUUAUUUUCUAAGAUAAUAAACUUAAUUAUUUUUCUUAUGUUAUAUUAAUUCAGAAAAUUCUCAUAGUUUCACUAUUAGCUUGGCUAUGUCAUACAUUCUGUACCAUUACUUCAUGGAAGUCAUGGCUCUUUUGUGUUUUAUUGGAGUCUGUCAAAUGCAUCCCAAACACAGUGAUUGAUCCACCCAAACCUGGAACUGAUGGAGGUUAUAUGGUAAGUGAGAAGAGUUUAGCUAAUGCAAUUCAUAAUAUGGAAUGCUUGGCUAUCCUCACUGCAUAUAUAUAUAUGUUGUUUUCAUUUUUAGGCUCAUCUCCAUGGAAGAGAGAAUAAGUGA
Molecule: messenger RNA, 2723 nt
Organism: Porites evermanni
Lineage: Eukaryota; Metazoa; Cnidaria; Anthozoa; Scleractinia; Poritidae
Source: the annotation of a GenBank genome assembly